AUGCGCCGUGGCGUGGGUCAGUUCAACCAGGCCUACGGUCGCGGUAAUUGCAGCAGGCGAGAGGAUCAGCGAUGUGGCAGCUACAACGAUCGCGGUGGUCGUGGUCGAUCCUUUAGGCCGGAUUCCUCUUCUAGUAGUCGCUAUGAUUCGCCCCACCAGCAACAGCACGGCAGCUACGGCCACUACGGUAGCGGCGCGUCGCGGUCGUUUUCUGCGUUGGAUGCUGAUUCAGUCGCGGACCGUCAGCGUGACCGCAAGGCGCGGCGCCGGCAGGAGCGGCAAGAGAAGAAGCAGUUGCGCAUUGAAAGACACGAGCAAUGGACUCAGAAAUCUCAGAAAGCUCGGCAGGAGGCCCGGAAUAGCAGGGCGGCUGACCAGAUUCACCAGCAGCGGAAACGUCUGCGAGCAGAGCGAGCCCUCACGUCAACAGCAGCCGAGAGAAACGGCAAGCGACAUAAGGGCGAGCAGGCAUUAAAGGAAAAGAGCGAGAAGUGUGUUCGAGCGACAGCUAGUGACUGCGUGGAAGGAGGACCUGCCACCAGCCUCAAAGCGGACACGUGUAAGUCCAGCACAGGUGUUCUCGCUGCUGCCGCUGCUGCGACUGCGGUCUCUCCCGCUACCUCUCUGGCGGAAAUGACGCCAGUCCCUGCUGAGGUAACCGAAACGGUGCGGCGCCUCGUGAAUAAGUUGACAACGGCGAACGUGGUCGACCUUACGAGGGAGUUAAGCGAUUACAUGCUGUCACCGGGGGUGUCUCCUGUGAGUGUGGUGAAAGGGCUCGCUCAGCAGAUAGAACGUCUCUGCCUCCUGGAGGCGGGACCGCUCAGCACGACUGGCACGCUGCCAUUUGCCGGACUACUUCGAGGGAUGCAGCUACUGCACGGAAUCCAGCUCGGCUCCGAGCUGGUUGAACGCAUUAGCUUUUCUUUGAAGGCGCAGCUCGCCGCUGCGGAAGAGGCAGCUGCAGGCAACACGCUUAUGGUGCUUGUACAGCUGUAUCUUCUGUAUGGCGUAGACGUGGUGUUUGUCACGUCGCUGCUUCGAACACUGCUUCGCCAGGGGACGCGUCUCUUGGGCCACGGCGACGAUGGUGGCGCAACGACGUCCAUGGACUCUUCUUCCUCCUCUCCAACCUCGGCUUCUGCGGCAGCAGCGCAAGCCGUUUGCGCGGCCGCGUGCGGUCUGGCAUUGAUGCGCGCGUGUGGUGAGAAGCUCCUUAAGGAGAGUCCCGCCGAACUGGAGGCGUCCUUGCAGGAGGCACGGCGCGCGUCUGCUCAGAUGCGCAACAUCACCGGCAUGGCUCGAUUUUCUGCGCUGGUGGAGGUGAUGGGCGACAUUGCUGCUGGUCGCACCCGCAAGGCUCGCCGCACGACUACCGAGGAGGCCGCCCCUGCGGAAGCCAUGCUGGAGGACCUCUGUUUGCUACUACCGGGCCAAGAGAGAGCCAUCUCGACGCAGCGCCGCACGAUGAAGCGACUGGUACUGACGACGAAUAUCAUGUCGGGGCUGACGUGGGAGCAGGUGACAUCUUCAGCAAAGCCACCGCGGUGGUACAUACCGGGGGUAAUGAUGACUGGCGCAGCGAGCGACAGGGAGGAGGAUGACAAGGCUGCUGCGGCGACCGCUGGCAAGCGCUCUUGCAUUGUGCCGGAGAGCAAGGAGGGCAGGCACAGCCGUGAGAUUUCCGCGUUGCAACCCCCAUUAUGGACUGCAGCCGACGAGAGUGAGCAGGUGGAGGAGAUGGACGAGGCAGAGCUGAAACGCGAGCGGAUUGCGCGCAUGCGGACGGAGGAGAAGGCCUUGAGUGGUCAGCGCCUUAACACCGAACACAAGCGCGAAAUUUUCAGGUGCAUCGCCACUGCCACCGACGACCUGGAGUGCUUCACGAUGCUCAUGUACCGUGACCCUGGCUACACGCGCUUCCACGACGCGUGCGCGGUGCUGCUACAGUGUGCUUACCAGGAGCGCAAGUACAACCCUUACUACGCGCAGGUGCUCAUGCGCUUCUGCAGUGCGAAGCCGGCGUGCGUGAAGACACUCCAGUUCGCCAUCUGGGACCGCUUCAAGUCCAUCCGAAUCGAAAGCACCGACGUCGUUGGCUACUUCAACUUCGCGUGCUGCAUCGCGGACUUGAUGCAGCACGGCGUGUACAAUCUCAGCCUGCUUCGCGGCCUCGAUCUGGAGAACACGAACAAGACGAUCGGCCUCUUCGCGCGAAUGCUGCUUCUGCGGUUGAUUUUCCAGCUGCCAGCGUUGCGUCUGACGCAACUCUUCUUCGGCGGAGACGGUUGCACCGCUCACGACCUGCAGGUGGACACGAGCGCGCUGCGCCGACUUCUGACAAAGUUCAUGUCGCUCUACUUCAUCGACGAGAACGCCUCGAAGCGGUGGCUGCCCAGCUUUUACGAGGUCGUCGCUGCAGGCACCAGCUUUGAUGUUUCUGCUGCCCCUGAGCCGCAGACUGCACCUGCCUCGCGCAACGGUGCGGCACCAACGGCCGACGCAGACAAGAGGGCUGCAAAGGUGCUGGCACUUCAGCUCAAUACCGGUUGCUCACCUUCGACGCUGUUGACCAAUGCAUCGGCGCCGUUCCGCACUGCGCUCUCAGCAUCCAAGUCAGCCUCCUCGGCCGAGGCAAUGUUUGACGAGUUCAUGAAACGCGUCCAGGUGGCCUACAGGGCGCUCAAGCAGGGUAUCGUAUGA
Molecule: messenger RNA, 2703 nt
Organism: Leishmania braziliensis MHOM/BR/75/M2904
Lineage: Eukaryota; Euglenozoa; Kinetoplastea; Trypanosomatida; Trypanosomatidae
Exons: 1
Coding region: 1-2703 (900 amino acids)
Biological process (GO): ribosomal small subunit biogenesis
Cellular component (GO): nucleolus
Molecular function (GO): protein binding; RNA binding
Source: RefSeq, a predicted model, not a curated record